This is a messenger RNA of Macrosteles quadrilineatus (aster leafhopper), 2227 nucleotides long. RefSeq lists its product as uncharacterized. The coding region runs from base 282 to 773 and encodes 163 amino acids. The transcript has 4 exons. The record is from RefSeq and is a predicted model, not a curated record. NCBI's taxonomy places the organism in Eukaryota, Metazoa, Arthropoda, Insecta, Hemiptera, Cicadellidae.
UGUAUUCCAAGUUAGGCAGGGUACGUUGGUGCUGUUAGGUUGGUACCGCCGUGCCUUCAGUCAGCUGAUAUGAAAGCGAAAGUCCCGCCAUUGUUGGUAUAACCUCGCGCGUGAACAGCUGAUGGUCGAAAUAUUACGCUUACGUUUGUUUUGUGUUGUGUCUAGUGCUGUGAGGGAGUGUUUUGUGAGUUAGGUGUUUACCUUGGCUCGCCCCGAGCCCGAGGGGCAGACGCCCGCCACUUUCUCCAGCAGCUACUGAGGCUGCUGAGGCUGCUGAUACCAUGGACUCCGGUCUGAUCCGGCUGCUGAUCGUCGCCGCGUUGUUUCUGCUGCUAGCAGGCGACUAUGGGUAUCUCCUGGAUCAGCUGACAGGAGUGUUUGGUCCAGAAGAAGCCGAUGGAGAGGUUGCCGCCAAGGUCGCUGAAGAGGAUGCGACAGAAUUGGCCUUCAAGGAGACCGGUCGUUCUGCCAAAGCCCAGUUGAUGUCCACUAUGAAGAACUCCUGUCUACCCAAGUUGAUCUGUGAGCUCAACGCAACGCCGCAGAAAGAGAAGCUCUCUGACUCCGAAAAAGCUCUUCUGUCGCUCAUAAGUGACACGACCAUCAGCACGACCGCCGAGGUGACGUCGAAGUACCACUUCGCCGCGCACAUGGGACAGCUGAUCGCAGGGGUUGAUGGGGCGGGAUGUCACAACUUUUACCCAUCGUGUCCCUUUCCGGGGGUGCAAGUCCUCAACAUGAUCAAGGCCAUCAGGCUGAAACCACCCUCCUAGGCUAGACACACCAGACAAUUAGACACUAGCCAUCCUCCUAGGCUAGACACACCAGACAAUUGGACACUAGUCGCACCAUCUACAUAGAUGGACCUUCUGACUGUGAUUUGUAUAUAGAUACUUGUACAGAUGUAGAAGUUAGGUUAAAGUUUUUAGAUUUUUAAUUGUGUAAGUUGAUUAAUUAAGGAUGAUAAAGACUACACCCAGUUCUUAAUGGAAGGAGAGUAUUGGUUAAUAACAUUGAAAUACUAGAAAUGAAAGAGAGAAAAAGAUGUGCCUUUGAAUAAUUCAAUUACAAAAUAACGUUACUGAAAUGUUAAAUGACAACUGUGUGUAUUCGUAUUUCAGCACGAUAUCUCAAAAGUAAUCUUAAAAAAAUGUAAAGGUAAUAAGGUAAAUAAUGAUUGAUGUUCAUCUCAGAUUAGUGGGUAAACUCAACUUCCACAGAAAAUAAAUUUAUAUAGCUAGGCUCUAUAAUGAUGCAAAGACCGAAAUGGCAUAUAGGCCUACUAAACAUUAUAAUUUAGACAUAGUUUAUGAACCUUGGAUUAUGUUACCACGAAAUUUUUUUUUUUUUUUUGACAGAAUAAGGCCUUACGUUAUAGUAAUACACUUUCACAUGUGUGAUAUAAAACUGCAAAGUAGAAUGUCAAGAAAUAAAAGAUUGUGAAAAAUGCACUUAAGUCAUGAAAAAUGCACUUAAGUCAAAGUGCAUUGAUCUAUCAGGUUGUACAUUGUAGUUUUAAGGAAGCUUUAAGUGAUAUUUUAAUGUUAGUUAGCGCUUUUUAUAAUUUACAUGAUUUUCGCAAACGGAUAUUUCUUAUUAUAACUGUUGAACACCUUCAAAACUCCACAGGGUGAUACGUUAUUUGAUAAUUAAGCUUGUUUUUAUAUUUUGCCGGAUAGAUAGUCUAAAAGAAUAGAUAAUUGAUAGUUUAUACCAUAAUUUUAUUUUUAACUUGUGUAUAUGAAGAAAUUUACCCUAUCAUUGAAAUUUGGAAAGUUCUGUAUGAAAUAGUUUCACGUGCAAAAUGUGUAUAAUGACUUGUAAAGAAAAUCGAAAAAGUCAUAGUACAAAUCAUACAGUGCAGCAAAAACAAUAUGCCUACUUAAAGACUACAAGAUAACUCAAAUAAUUGAACAAUCGUAAUACAUUAGCCUUUAAGACACAACUUACCUCUGUAUAUUUGAUGUAAAUAGGUUUAAUUAUUAAGUUACUGUAAAAUACUUUUGUAAAUAAACAAUACAUGUUACCAUUUUGAAUCUCAAAACCGAUUUUAACAUGUCUAAGAUAUAUUUUAAUUUUCAUAGAAUGUAAAAAAGUGUAUGCUUGAAAACUAACUCUAGUGUUAUUUUAUAUUUUUUAUGUUUAAUGUUUUCGAAUGCGUCCAAAUCAUUUUUACUGAAUCAUUUGCUUGUCUUGUUUGAUUAUGAGAUUAAAAUAUUUUACAGAG